CUCAGAAUCACGCGCGCAUGCUCUCGACCAUCUCGCAGCUGCACGCGGCGCAGGCGUGGCGCGAGGGCUACACGGACGAGACGAUCGACCACGUCAAGUCCAAGCGCGUCCACGAGCUUCAUCAACUCAAGCGCUACAUCCACGAGCUCGAGGCAACCGUCGUCCGCAUCAAGCGCCAAAAGACGUCGGUGCUGCCAUGGGAAGACGUCGCCAAGGCACUCGCCGACGACACGCUCGACCGUGUCCAGUGCAACAUGCGGCUUCGUGGCGAGUGUGACUACAACCGGCGCGUGUGCCAAUUUCUGAAAGAUUGGGUCGACUCGAUGGUUCCGCCGCCGCUCACGCCGGGGCUAACCAAAGAUACGUGGCGCCACGCGACCAUCUUUGCCGGUGACGUUGCGACGCGCCAAGUUGGCUAUACGUGGUUGACGCGCCAGGUGUACGCCAACACGGACCGCGCGUUGGCCCGGCUAACGUUCCCAGAAGACGCGCCGGAUGCGCUGCAUGUCGACGUUGACCACCGCGACGUCGACGAUACAAUUCACAUUGAGAUCCACCAGCAAACCAUUUGGCCCUUUGCGUACGAUGAUGUCGUGGCAGCGUGUGCUAUCGCCAACAAGACAUUUGUUCAAACAGUACAAGCGCGCAGCGAUUGCGUCGAGGCGCUGACGCCGGUCGAUGACGACAUUACGUACGUCCAAGAAGAGAUGGGUCAUCCAGAUCGGCAAGCGAUCUUUGGUAACGUCCUCUACGGCACGUUUGCAGCCAACGCACGGCGCGCGAUCAUGGUCAAACGCUCGAUUAUCAAAGAUGAAGCCCACCCGAUUGCAAGCUCGGUCUGGACCCUCGACUCGAAAGGCUGGCUCGUCGUCGAACCCCUGCCCGAUGGACGCAGCCGCGUGCGCAUGCUCGAUGUCGUGGGCCACCCAUGCUCGGCCCGCGGGUUUGUGCCGAUUCUAGACCUUGCAGCCAUGCUGCAGUUGAGGCCGCGCAACGUGGACGAUGCCGUGCGUCUCAUGCGCCAACGCUUUGUCAUGGGCCAGGCCCACCAAGCCAAGCAGUUCAAGAACCUUGUCCAGACGCUGCUCGUGGAGCGGCUACGCCAACGACCAGAUUCGGCCGAGCAUAUUAUUUAAUAGAGUCGUUGGGAUGAACAUGA
Saprolegnia diclina VS20 is the source of this 1159-nucleotide messenger RNA. RefSeq lists its product as hypothetical. The transcript has 3 exons. NCBI's taxonomy places the organism in Eukaryota, Oomycota, Saprolegniomycetes, Saprolegniales, Saprolegniaceae. Bases 18 to 1136 code for a protein of 372 amino acids. The record is from RefSeq and is a predicted model, not a curated record.